Ylistrum balloti is the source of this 2058-nucleotide messenger RNA. RefSeq names its product neural cell adhesion molecule L1-like. The transcript is spliced from 12 exons. Bases 1 to 2058 code for a protein of 685 amino acids. The record is from RefSeq and is a predicted model, not a curated record. NCBI's taxonomy places the organism in Eukaryota, Metazoa, Mollusca, Bivalvia, Pectinida, Pectinidae.
AUGGCACCAAAUCGCCUAGCAACGAAAUUCCAGACUGCCCGAGCAUUACAACACCACGACAUCCCAAAAAGGGAUGUGACCAUCAACAUGCAGCACAUUAUCUGUAGUGUUAUUAUCAUGUUAACAGCAUUCGACAUUAAUCAAGCACGAACUGGACCUCCUAAAAUACUGUUCCAGCCUCAACGUCACAUCUAUUACUCCUCGGCCUCCAACUCUAGUAUCGAGUUAGCUUGCAGCGCUGACGGGUCUACCCCAAUCAGAUUCUUUUGGGAAAAGAACGGAGUUCUAGUAAAAUUUAGAGAAAUAGUCAGUGGUAACGGCAUUUUUGAUGUAAACCAUCAAAUAAAUGACCCCACUUUGUCGGACGAAGGAGAGUAUAUUUGUUACGUAAGUAACGAUUUCGGCGAUGCAAUGACUUAUCCCGUUCACUUAACACAUGCAGUGUUACAGGAUCAUAGUAACCGGAAUAUCGCCUUCAACGAAACAGCGGACGUAAACCAUCCGUACACACUACCAUGCGAGGUCCCUCACAGCAUACCGGAAGCGGAAGUAUAUUGGGUGAAGGUCACAGGUGCAGGAGUUGCGGCAUCGCAGCAACAGCGGAUUCAGUAUGAUGAAAGAGUUACAUCAGAUACAAAUGGUAACCUUCAUGUCAUCUACGUUCUCAGCACCGACACCGGAAGCUACAGAUGUGUCAUCUACAACUCAUUACUCAGAAUAUAUACAAAUGGUCCAAUAUUCAACAUAAAGAUAAGAGACGGAGUGGGAUCCAUUGUAACCCCACCUGAACUUAUAUGGAACUCGGAUGAGUAUCCUGUGGCGUUACACGGAAGUGACGUCAAACUUAGGUGUAUCGUUGGAGGCAGACCGGCACCUUACAUUGUUUGGACUAACGCUGACACAGGAGCCGCGAUGAGGACAGACCAGGUAAUUGAUUACGGAAGGACCUUGACCUUGAAUAACGUGCGGUUCAUUGACGCCGGAAGAUAUCAGUGUAGUGUUCCAGGAACGUCACUUACCAGUGGCGCCAUCUUUACUCUAGAAGUGGACAAGGCGCCUACGUGGAUUCGGAAACCUAACCCAAUCAAAGCAAAUGUAGGGGAAGAUGUUGUCUUCAACUGUAGUGCUUAUGGCAAACCCGAACCGACAAUUAAGUGGUAUAUAGACUCGACUCCACUGGCAGAUGUUCAGGGUGACAAAAGACCAUCUCGGAUACAGAAUACUCAGUUGACCGGAGCGACCACAAGUCUCCUCUUCUUCAGGGCCACUUCAUCCUUCACUCUGAUCUGCGAGGCCUACAAUACACACGACUACAUAUGGGAUGGGACUUUCCUAUACGUCCCCGGAAACACCUUGACUUCACCUACGCCUUCAACCCAAGCUCCAACCCAAGCCCCCAGUACGCCUAAUUCAGGAGCAAAGUCUUCCAACGCAGCCACAAUAGGUGGCUCUAUUGGAGGUGUUGUAGCUGUCAUAUCUGCAAUCGUUGUUCUUUCUUGUAUCUGGUCUAGAGCAAGGAAAAGAAAACAACCAGAAACUAAAUCAAACGUCAAUAUGGCCUAUAGAAACCGUGGUUUCGAUAAUGUGCAACAGCAAGUAGCCACAGGAGGCAAAGGAGAAGCGUACAAUGGUUUGUCUGAUUCUCGAGAUAAAGAACCUAAGGGCAACAUCUAUGACGAAUUGGGCGGCGCCAGCAAUGUUGACUCAUCUAGGAACGAAGAGGCAGAAUACUGUUAUAUCAGCGAUAGUGACAUAAUAGCGGCUCAAAGACAGUCGGGAAAACCAAUCCCAUCAGUUCGAAAUAACAGAUCUUCAGGUCCAGAUGUAUCCAAUCCAGGACCCACUCCGGUAUCGGCAUCCGUCGGAUACAGUACCGCUUAUGCUCCUUCCGGCGAAAAACGGCUGAGUCACUUCCCUAGCGGCAAAUACUCCUCUCUGGACAACCCCGUGUAUCGUGGCCAGACCGGAAAUACGAAUCCUCCGGCACCUGCAGAGUACGAAGAACCGAAAACAACUCACGAGUAUUUCGUAUUAGAGCCAGAACAUACAAGCUUGUAG